AUGACGCAGAUACGCGGAAUGGAGAUGCCUGCUAUUUUUGCGCCCAGCUUCACUCUGUUCUAUGAUGAGUGCCAACGAUGGAUCAAGGAUGUGGAUGAGAAUCCAGAGUCACUCGAGGAGAUGAGACUCUUUGAAGAAUCUUCCUACUUUGUCAACAUGACUGAAGACAUUUCCCUGAGGCUUGGACUAUCCAACAUCACCAGAGAGGACCUGGAGAUCAUGUAUGAAAGCUGCCGCUUUGAGGUUGCAUUACAACUCCCCAAUGCACCCUGGUGUGCUGCCUUUUCACCUGAAGAUUUUUUUAUACUUGAGUACUGGCAAGACCUCAAAUACUACUGGCAGGAUGGAUAUGGAUAUUCUGUCAACUAUGAACAAGCCUGCCCUCUUCUGCAGGAUCUGGUUAUGCAUAUUAGGGCAGCAGAGAAGGGGGCAGAGAAGAGGAAAUUGGGGGCCUUCUAUUUUGCCCAUUCGGGAACCCUUGGAAAGAUGCUAGCAAGACUAGGGCUCUUCCGCAGUCCUGAAACCAACAUGACUGCAGAGGAUUUUGAACUGAAUCAUGAUCGGGAAUGGCAGACGACAGAGAUCCUUCCAUUUGCUUCUAACCUGAUUGUUGCCUUAUACCAUACUCCAGAAGGCCCUCAAGUCAUGACAUUCGUUAACGAGCGUCUAGUCGGACUGCAAAUGGUAGACUCCUUCCUGGAGGAGUUUGGACCGAUUGCUGACAACUGCAGCUUCAAGGAAAUCUGCAAGCUUCGGUGAUGCUAUGCAAGCUGGUUCUUCAAUAUAAUAUCUCACAGGCU
This is a messenger RNA of Darwinula stevensoni, 800 nucleotides long. The record is from the annotation of a GenBank genome assembly. NCBI's taxonomy places the organism in Eukaryota, Metazoa, Arthropoda, Ostracoda, Podocopida, Darwinulidae.